AGUCCAGCUGUGUAACAUUUUCUUUCUUUUCCAUUUGAGAAUAUACUAGGCUUUUGAUUGCUCAAAAGAUGAUUGAACACGGGACAGAUAUCUUGGAAUUCCUAAAGAAUUUCCCAAUAUCUGUAUCUAUACUGUGUGUGAUACCRUUUGUGAUCCUYAGCGGGCCAGUUUCGUCCGUUAAUGGUGCUCAUGAAUUUCCCGUCUUCAGAAUGCAGCAAUUUGAUCUUCAUCAAGUACCGGCAGGUUCUCGCAGUGCUCUUUUGAAUAUGGAAGCUAGACCAUUGUCUUCUGAAGUCCUGACUCGGCGAUGUGUGGUGACUAAGCUGUCAGAGUUGACAAUAGAUCGUUUUAGACAAGCAGUUGAAAGUGGAGCUGGUGGUUUUCUCAUUCUUCUACCCAGACACUUUAUGAACCUGACUCAAGUCCAUUUAGAGGAAUGGCAGGUGUUAGAGAAAGAGCUUCUUUCUAAGGCAGUUCCUGUAGCAGUGUAUUUUGCUUACCAAGAUGACUACCUUGAAGAYUUACAUAAUCACAUACAGGUUGCUGUAACUAGUGACCAGGCUGGCUCUGCUUUUGAAGCUCUUCUUGGUGUUACAUCUGCCAGUGGAUAUCAACUGGUUUCUACAGCAUCUGAAUCCAAGCAGAAAAAAGACACAACUAUCACUAAUAUGCAGGGUAAACUGGCUGGAAUGGGUGUUGAUGAGAAUCUUCCAACGAUAGCAAUAGUGGCUCAUUACGACACUUUUGGCAUGGUACCUAGUCUUGCUAAUGGAUCAGAUUCAAAUGCAAGUGGUGUUGUUGCAUUGUUAGAACUUGCAAGAGUUUUUUCCAGGUUAUACACAGAUUUGCAAAGUCAUGCAAAAUAUCACUUAGUGUUCUUUCUAUCUGGAGGAGGCAAGUUUAAUUAUCAAGGAACAAAGAAAUGGUUGGAAGAUAGUAUUGAUAAUCCUGAGCAAAGUGCUUUGAAUGAAGUUGAUUUUGUUUUGUGUCUGGAUAGUCUGAGUCAAGGAGAUAAUUUAUUUCUACACGUUUCUAAACCACCAAAAGAAGGGACAAGAGCAUACGACCUAAUAGAGGAAUUCAAGAUGGUUGCUUCAACACUAUUUUCACAGCUUAAUUUUUCAAUCAUUCAUAAAAAAAUAAAUCUUGCUGAAGAGAUGCUCUCAUGGGAGCAUGAACGUUUUUCCAUACACACUCAACGCUUGCCAGCGGGAACAUUGUCUCAUUUUGAGGACCCUACAUCAUCUGCAAGAAGAUCCAUGUUUGAUAUAAGAUGGCAUGAUGAUAAAAAGCUAGAAAGAAACAUUAAUUUUAUUGCUGAAGGUUUGGCAAGACAUAUUUUCAACCUAACUAAAAAGGGCUAUUCUAAGGACUUGAAAGUGUUUACACAGGGAUUGGCUGUAGAUUCUGAGUUUAUUAAGACAUGGAUGAACUACCUGGGUCACCUACCAAGACCAGCACAGGCCUUGCACAAAGAUCAUCCUUUUCUACAAGGAAUAGAGCUGGCGUUGUCCAGGUACAUCAAGGAUAUCAAGAAGACUACUGUCAAAGCUGAUAAAAGAGACCCUGAAUUUGUAUUCUAUGACCAACUUGAUGCUAAAAUGUCUGCGUACAGAGUGAAACCUGCUGUGUUCGACUUAUUUUUAGCUGUUGGCAUUGGAUCAUAUCUCGGAAUUUUCUACCUCGCUAUGACGAAUUUCUCAUGGUUAUCAGAUGUUUUGCAAAGACAAGUUGUAAGCAAUCUUAAAAUGAAGCAGACUUAGUCAGGUCAUUUUUAUCAACAAGUUUACAAACGUUUACAAAAGCUGCAAGAUGUCGUGGCCACAAAAGCCAAUUUUUUGUUUUAUAAUGCGUUUUAUUUCGUGCUUGUACAAUAUUACACACUGCUUUUUAAAGAAAUCUAAAUAAACAGCAUUUUCAAUUUCUGGA
This is a messenger RNA of Exaiptasia diaphana, 1929 nucleotides long. RefSeq names its product nicalin. Lineage: Eukaryota; Metazoa; Cnidaria; Anthozoa; Actiniaria; Aiptasiidae. Gene Ontology annotation, cellular component: endoplasmic reticulum membrane. Bases 69 to 1763 code for a protein of 564 amino acids. The transcript is spliced from 18 exons. Gene Ontology annotation, biological process: regulation of signal transduction. The record is from RefSeq and is a predicted model, not a curated record.